AUGACUCUUUCAGACGCCACCGGGCUUGUAUCUGCCUCGAUCAACCUCGACGGGGCUUUUGGUGCCAUUCUGGUCGGGACGUUUCUCGGAUUGAUUCUCUACGGGACCGCUCUUCACCAGAGCUAUCGCUACUGGCGUAUGAAUCCGACCGAAUCCUGCGCUAUCCGACUGAUUGUCAUCACACUCAUUGUUCUUGAAACCAUCCACGCCAUAAUGACCAUGCAUACGUGCUACUACUAUCUGGUCACCCACUACGCUCAGCCUCAAAUUCUCGACCAAAUCGUCUGGUCUCUGGAUCUCCUUUUCUUCAUCGCGAGUCUGAUCGCGUUUACGUCUCAGCUCUUCUUCGCCAAGCGCGUAUCUCUGAUCGGCACCCCGUACUUGUUGGUUACCGCAGUUGUAUGGCUCGUGGAAGUCACUCUGGCGUCAGCGACCGGCGCAGACGUCGUUCUCACCAGCGCGCUGUUGUCCGUGCUCUACAGAGACCCGACAAGCCGGUGCGAGUCGUGGUACAAGAAGGUUGUUGUGUACUUUAUCAAUACCGGACUUCUCAUUCUGCUGUUCGACCUAGUUGGGCUUAUCCUCGCCGCCACGCUACCCAGCGGGAGCCUCGGAGUCUGGAUGGCCGUCAACAUCAUCACCUCCCGCCUCUACACGAACACUCUCCUCAGCGUCCUGAACACCCGCCAGAUAUUCAUGAACCGCACCGUCGACGUCUUCCACACCUCCACCAUCGGCCUCAGCCAGAACGUCUUCGCGCGCGCGGACCGCAUGGCCGCCGUCGAGCGCUGGAACGUCCCGCAGACCGCGCCGCUGACGGUUGCCGCGGCGCCCUUCUCCGCCGCGUUCCCCCGCUCCGCCCAGGUCCCCGUCCAGCCCGGCCCGACUGCGAUCGACAUCAAGGUCACGAAGGACAUCGAGGCCGACGAGUCCGACGUGACCUCCGUGGGCAGCACCCUCGUGCUGGCGGACCGCUGGACGCGGAGGGCGAACCGGAGGUGA
Messenger RNA from Epithele typhae, 1002 nucleotides. RefSeq lists its product as uncharacterized. The record is from RefSeq and is a predicted model, not a curated record. The transcript has 18 exons. Lineage: Eukaryota; Fungi; Basidiomycota; Agaricomycetes; Polyporales; Epitheliaceae. The coding region runs from base 1 to 1002 and encodes 333 amino acids.